AUGCGAGCCGCAAUCCACUGGAUCCGGCAACACCGAAUAGUAUCCAUCGUGCUGGCCACGAUCGCAGCUCUACUAUAUCGGGUUUUAUUAUGGAGAGUCCGAAGGGACGAGAUCUUGAUCGUCCCGACGAUCCCCAUCAGCAGCCACCCUCUCCGGGCAAGUACUAAUUUCACUCCGCCCUUUCACACCAAGGGCCGACAUAUCCUCGAUGCCCGGGGCACGCCUAUCAAACUGGCUAGUAUCAACUGGUACGGGGCAAGCGAUAUUGAUUUCGUUCCCGGGGGACUGGAGGUGCGGCAUCGUGAUGAGAUCGCACAAGUGAUCCUCGAUUUAGGAUUCAACAGUGUGCGGCUACCAUACGCCGAUGAGAUUGUGAGUGAGAACGCAGUGAUAGGACGCGAGGUGAUUGCUGCCAAUCGAGAUCUCUUCGAUGGUAUUCCGGAAGGGUCCUCGAUACGGGCGUUGGAUGUGUUUCACGCUGUCGUCGAGAGUUUAACCGCGGCUGGACUGCUCAUCAUUGUCAACAAUCACAUUACGCAGGCGACUUGGUGCUGUGGAGCCAACCCUUGCGAUGCAGGCUGGUCAAACGAUUGGUUUGGUGGUCAGUUCUUGUGCCGUGUUCCCCAAACCGAGGAAGACUGGAUUCGCAACUGGGAGACGGUGAUGCGGCCCUUGGUGCCGAACCCGCUUGUCAUGGGCGCGGACCUGCGCAACGAAGUCCGGGGACUCUGGGGAACGAUGCACUGGGCCGACUGGGCCACAGCGGCCGAGACAGCAUCUGAACGGUUGCUGGCGAUGAACUCGAACUGGCUGAUGAUCGUGGAAGGGAUCUCGUCUGCGAACGACUUGUCUGGAGUGCGCUCCCGGCCCGUGCGACUCAGCGUGCCCGAUCGAGUGGUCUACUCCGCCCAUGUCUAUAAGUGGUCUGGCUGGGGCAGCCUGCGCCCCUAUGGGGGCCGGUCAUAUGAAGACUUUGCCGCCGAGAUGUGGACGAACUGGGCUUAUCUGGUGGCCGAGGAUCUUGCGCCGGUGUGGGUGGGAGAAUUCGGAACUCCCGAUGAUCAGUCGGCAGGAGAUGGCAACUACUGGCGUCAUUUGGUGCAAUUUCUGAGUCUGAUGGACGUGAGUUGGGGCUACUGGGCGCUGAACCCGCGCAAGGCGACGGGGGAAUGGGAGAGCUAUGGGUUGGUGGACGAUGCAUGGAGCCCGAGCACUCGAUCGCAUGAUCGUCUUGCGGAUUUGCAGCGCCUAGGACUGUAA
Messenger RNA from Penicillium maclennaniae, 1260 nucleotides. Its product is annotated as cellulase family protein. Lineage: Eukaryota; Fungi; Ascomycota; Eurotiomycetes; Eurotiales; Aspergillaceae. Gene Ontology annotation, molecular function: hydrolase activity, hydrolyzing O-glycosyl compounds. Bases 1 to 1260 code for a protein of 419 amino acids. The record is from RefSeq and is a predicted model, not a curated record. The transcript has a single exon.